AAAGUAAAAAACAUACAUCACAAUAUUUACUUUUUUUAAUGACUUGAAGGGUUUUGAAGGCAAACGAGGGAAGUAUUUUUGCCCCAUGGCGGACAAAAUUCAGACGGGUCCCUUAUUGAUACCACAGGAUCAAUCUAAAACUAUCAUCGUUCAAGGAAAGAAUUUCCCAGAACCAGACGAGUAUAAAGGACAAAUAAAGUUACCAUCAAGGAUACUAAAUGUAGAGGGGAGAAGGAUAUCAAGUACUUAUUUAAUUUUCAAUAUCAGCAAGAUUGAAGACGCUUUACCCAAAGGUUUAUAUGAUGCAAGCAUGAAAGUCCUGUGGACAGAAGGGGAAUUUAACAUUGAAACUAGCUAUUUAACAUGUAAGUUAAUGUUGUACAGCUGUACAGGUCAAGCUGCUGGAGACUGUACCUUCUGUAAGGAUCUGGAACUCAGUCAGCCUGCAAUGAAUUGUAAAUGGUGUGGUGACCAGUGUAUUUACAGUCUAAAGAACUGUUCAGAAUCUCUAUGUCCAGCCCCAAUUGUCAACAGUACAGAUUGAUCCAAUGGAUGGUUCGGUUGAUGGUGGUACUCACCUCACAAUCAACGGUAAAAACCUUGGCGUGUCAAGAAAACAAGUAGAUAAUAUCACUGUUGUUGGUGUAUUAUGCUCGAACAUUACGGUA
This is a messenger RNA of Saccostrea echinata, 668 nucleotides long. RefSeq names its product plexin-A3-like. The record is from RefSeq and is a predicted model, not a curated record. Bases 86 to 544 code for a protein of 152 amino acids. Lineage: Eukaryota; Metazoa; Mollusca; Bivalvia; Ostreida; Ostreidae. The transcript has 5 exons.